Notolabrus celidotus (New Zealand spotty) is the source of this 689-nucleotide messenger RNA. RefSeq names its product mitochondrial ribosomal protein L14 (gene mrpl14). Lineage: Eukaryota; Metazoa; Chordata; Actinopteri; Labriformes; Labridae. The record is from RefSeq and is a predicted model, not a curated record. Bases 150 to 596 code for a protein of 148 amino acids. Gene Ontology annotation, cellular component: ribosome; mitochondrion. The transcript is spliced from 3 exons. Gene Ontology annotation, biological process: translation. Gene Ontology annotation, molecular function: structural constituent of ribosome.
UUUGUGCUUAUAUAUGUAUAUAUUAUUUUGUACAUGCUUAUAAAGGUUGUGUUUAUCAGCUAGCUCUGUUGUGUGUCGCGUGUUAGUGACGUCACCCCUUGCUUUGACAUUGGCAUGUAGCAUGCAGGAAGGCUGACAGAAGUGAAGUUAUGUCUCUCCUCCAGCUUUCCAGACCCCUCCUCGGGCUCCUCGCAGAGACUUCAUCCAGGAUACACCAGAGGACUUUUAGUGUGUCCGCCGUUUCAGCAGCCAUUCAGAAAAUGACCAGAGUGCGCGUCGUGGACAACAGCUCCCUGGGAAACACGCCGUAUCACCGGGCGCCCAGAGUGAUCCACGUCUACACCAAGAACGGGGUCGGGAAAGUCGGAGACAAAGUGUUGCUCGCCAUCAAAGGACAGAAAAAGAAGGCGCUGAUCGUCGGACACAAGAUGCCCGGAGACCGGAUGACUCCACGCUUUGAUUCGAACAAUGUCGUCCUUAUUGAGGAGAACGGGAACCCCACAGGGACCAGGAUUAAGGUUCCCUUACCGACACAGCUUCGUACGAUGGAUGGAGACUACUCCAAAGUUCUAGCCAUCGCGAGUUCAUUCGUUUAAUAACAUUCAUUCAUUCAUUCAACAUGAUGUAUUUUUCUUCUAAUGUCUGUAAAAACAUGUUUGUCUUCAGUAAACUUUGAAACACUGUCUUCA